Messenger RNA from Macadamia integrifolia, 2013 nucleotides. Its product is annotated as cytochrome P450 71B37-like. The record is from RefSeq and is a predicted model, not a curated record. The coding region runs from base 122 to 1624 and encodes 500 amino acids. Gene Ontology annotation, molecular function: iron ion binding; heme binding; monooxygenase activity. The transcript is spliced from 2 exons. NCBI's taxonomy places the organism in Eukaryota, Viridiplantae, Streptophyta, Magnoliopsida, Proteales, Proteaceae.
GGCCUAUAAAAGGAGAAGGAUGGCUUACCACGGAAGCAUGCUGUAGUAACAAGGGAUUCAGGAAUUCAAAUAUUUGCCUUUUCUUUUCUGUCCAUUUCUUACCAACCAAACACACCCAUUAAUGGCUUUGCUCUCAAUUCUCUUUCUGUUCUUCCUUCUCCUACCUCUUCUGCUUCUCAAAGGAAAGAAGAAAAAUGGAAAGGGAUUCAAGCUUCCUCCUUCCCCACCUGGCCUUCCCAUUAUAGGCAACUUGCACCAAAUUGGUUCACUUCCUCACCGCAGUGUAGCCCAGCUCUCCAAGAAAUAUGGUCAGGUCAUGCUGCUCCACUUUGGUAUCACUCCUGUGGUUUUUGUCACAACCCCUGAAAUGGCAAAAGAAGUCUUAAAGAACCAAGAUGUCAACAUGUGUAGUAGACCUCUCCUUCAAGGCCCAAGAAAGAUUUCCUACAAUUUUAAGGAUAUUUCUUUCACACCCUAUGGAGAGUGGUGGAGAGACAUUCGCAAGAUUUGUGCUCUUGAGCUUCUUUGUCCAAAGGCUGUCAAGUCUUAUCUGUUUGUGAGGGAAGAAGAGAUUGCUCGUAUGGUUGAUUCCAUUACCAAGGUAUCUCCAGCUCCUGUUGACCUCUCUGAGAAAUUAGCCUCUGUUAUAGAUAAAGUGAUAUGCAGGACUGCUUUUGGAAAGAUAUAUGAAGGAAGAGACUUAGAUAAUGGUAAACUCUCUGAAGCUGUUCGUGAUGUUCUGGUCUGCUUGAACAACUUUUCUGGAGAGGAUUUCUUUCCCUCUUUUGGUUGGAUCAUUAACAUGCUUACAGGACACACUGCAAAGGUUGAUAGGGCUCUCAAUAAUUUGAAUUCUUUCUUCGAGAAAGCUAUUGUGGAUCACCUUGAUUCUAAUAGGCCUAAGCCUGACCGUGAAGACAUCAUAGAUGUCUUGCUCCGAUUACAGAGAGAUCAGUCCAGUAGGGUUCCCAUCACCAAAGAACAUAUCAAGGGAGUACUCAAGGAUGUAUUCCUUGGUUCAGUGGACUCGGGUGCUCUCAGCAUGGUGUGGGCAAUGACAGAGCUUGCGAGGAACCCAAGAGUGAUGAAGAAGGUGCAGGAUGAAAUCAGAAGUCAUGUUGGAAGUAAAGGGAAAGUCGAUGAAAGCGAUAUCGAAAGCCUCCAUUUCUUUAGAGCGACAUUGAAGGAGAACUUGAGGUUGCACCCACCUUCCCCUCUAUUGUUUGCUCGAGAAACCAUGAGUGAUUGUAAGUUAGAUGGUUAUGACAUCCCCAACAAAACGAGAAUCCAUGUCGAUGUUUUUGCAGUUCAGAGAGAUCCAAGAUAUUGGAAGAACCCAGAUGAGUAUAUCCCAGAGAGAUUCAUAGAGAAUCCAAUUGAUGUGAAUGGGAAAAGCUAUGAGUAUUUACCAUUUUCAUCUGGUCGAAGGAUUUGUCCUGGAAUUACUAUGGGACUUGCAAUUGUUGAAUCCGUAGUAGCAAAUCUUUUGUAUAGUUUUGAUUGGAAACUUCCCAGUGGGAUGACAGUUGAAGACAUCAAUAUGGAGGAGUCCUUUAAUCUCUCCAUCAACAAGAAAACGCCUCUCAUUUUGGUGCCCAUUCCGUGUGAAUUCAGUGUUGCCUAGGGUCAAUGCUUUAAAAAUUAAUAAUAAUGUCUGGACGAUAGUCUUCUAUCGUGCUUAGGACAUGUGUUUCCUUGAAGCAAUUGAAUGGAAGAUCACUCAUUGUUAUCAUGAAGUAAACGAAAAGGGGUUACUCCUCUAUAGAUGUUUGGCCUAUGCCCUUGCAAGAGAAGUUGUGUCUAGAUGUCCAACGCAGACGUAAAUUCUGUUGUCUCCAAGUGUUUGGCUCAUUCUUUUGUUUGGUGCUAAUGAGUGUGGUCUGCUGAUGGCAACGUCAAAGGCGAGAGAAUACUCUCUUGUUUUAUUGAAGUGUCUAAUGUUUUCAGGUUGUUUUAGUACUCUUUUUUUUGUUUUCAUCUUUUUUUAUAAUAAAAUUGAUCUUUUUAUUAAAA